CAGGGCGAUAGGAAAUAAGCAAACUCUCGCCUUUUACGCCUGGUCCAAUUUUGUGUAAAUGCAGCCCUGGCCAGAUAAUGCCACCCUGGGUUUUGUUUUGCAAAGUGGAAUUGUUGCAAGUCAAAUAACAAUAACAAUUUAACACGCAUAUACAAACGACUUUGUGUAUAUAAAGCGCGGCGAUAAUUGCUAGGCGAACAAAUGACCACCGCUGCCUCCACAUCGCAACAUGCCUCGUCGACGAUGAUGGCCGGCUCUGGGUCCUCCUCCUCCAACACAACGACGCCCAGCAGCUCGGCGGUGCGCGCUUUGGCCAUGGAGUACAAGUCAUUGCAGGAGGAGCCGGUCGAAGGAUUUCGCGUAAAGCUAAUCAACGACGAUAAUCUAUUUGAAUGGGAGGUCGCCAUAUUCGGGCCACCGGAUACACUCUACCAGGGCGGCUAUUUUAAGGCCCACAUGAAGUUUCCACACGACUAUCCAUACUCGCCACCAACAAUACGCUUUCUCACCAAAGUGUGGCAUCCAAAUGUCUACGAGAAUGGCGAUCUAUGCAUAUCUAUACUGCAUCCGCCGGUUGAUGAUCCGCAGAGCGGUGAGCUGCCAUGCGAGCGCUGGAAUCCCACACAGAAUGUAAGGACCAUUCUCCUGUCGGUAAUAUCACUUCUCAACGAGCCCAACACAUUCUCACCGGCCAAUGUGGAUGCAUCGGUUAUGUACCGCCGAUGGCGGGAUUCGCAGGGCAAGGACCAUGAUUAUCCAAACAUCAUACGCAAACAGGCCUUGGCCGCCAAUGCUGAGGCCAAGCGAGAGGGCAUUGUUGUGCCGAUGACCCUUGAGGACUAUUGCCUCAAGCCAGCACGGAAGCCCACAGCAGAUUCUGCCUUGGAUGCCAACUUCUAUGAUGAUGACUUUGAUUUAGAGACCGAGGAUGAUUUACCCACAGAUGAUGACGAUUUCGAUGAGGACGAGGACGAAGAUGAGGGUGAGGGCGAGGGCGAGGAUGAUGACAGUGCAUCGGCAUCGAUUAGCAAAAAUAAUGGGAACGCUAAGAGCAAGAACAAUGGACUGGCAGUCGCAGAUGAUGCAGAGUCUGCCGAUGACAGCGGCAAGGGCGAGACCACAUAAUGCAGCCAUGCACCGAUAGAUCGCAUCAUUUCUUCUUCCUCCCACUCCUGCCCUAGGCGACGAGCCACCGCCUCUUCAUUUCUCCAACAUUAUUACUAUGAUUAACGCUAAUUAUAGAAGUUUAAAAACUAACAAAAAAAACGUAGAAAUCAAACAGAAAAUGAAAAAAAUGAUUUACAUUACAUAGUUUAAACGGAAUAA
Messenger RNA from Drosophila persimilis, 1326 nucleotides. RefSeq names its product ubiquitin-conjugating enzyme E2 R2. The transcript has 3 exons. Gene Ontology annotation, molecular function: ubiquitin conjugating enzyme activity. Lineage: Eukaryota; Metazoa; Arthropoda; Insecta; Diptera; Drosophilidae. Bases 202 to 1125 code for a protein of 307 amino acids. The record is from RefSeq and is a predicted model, not a curated record. Gene Ontology annotation, biological process: ubiquitin-dependent protein catabolic process; protein polyubiquitination.